This is a messenger RNA of Spinacia oleracea (spinach), 1214 nucleotides long. RefSeq lists its product as uncharacterized. Bases 333 to 956 code for a protein of 207 amino acids. The record is from RefSeq and is a predicted model, not a curated record. NCBI's taxonomy places the organism in Eukaryota, Viridiplantae, Streptophyta, Magnoliopsida, Caryophyllales, Amaranthaceae. The transcript has a single exon.
ACAAUUUCUCUCUCUUAAAUUUCCACCUUCCUCUCUUUUCCUCUUUCUAGAGAGAGAAUAGGAAAUUAAUAAUUCCAUGCCACAAAAUCAAAAAUCAAAAAUCAAAAAUCAAAAAUAAAAAAUCAUUCAAAGCUAAGAACAAGAAGAAAGAAAUAAAAAGUUGUACAAUUUUGUACCCUUUAGAAAGAAAGCUAUUAUUAAUACACAACAUUUUUUCAUUGUUCAUUUACUCUUUUCUUUUGCUUCAUUCAUUCCCUUUUUUCUAUUUUCUUAUUACAAUGUUGUGACAAUAAAAGGGAAAAAAAAAGUCUAAGAAAAAGAAAGGGAAAUCAAUGAAGAACACCAUUAGGUGUUGCAUAUCUUGUAUCCUCCCGUGCGGAGCCUUAGACGUGAUCCGAAUCGUACACUCGAACGGCCGUGUCGAGGAGAUCUCCGGCACCGUACGUGCCGAAGAAGUAAUGAAGGCUCACCCUAAGCACAUCCUUAAGAAACCAACUUCUCGACCGAGUUCCGAAGUCGAGCCGCUGGACUCCCACCCUCGUGGUGGGCCCGCCAUCAUGGUGGUCCCGCCCGACGCGCAACUCCAGCGUGGGAAGAUCUAUUUCCUUAUUCCAAUUCAUGAUCAGUCUACUAAGAAAAAAACAUCUGCAUCAACAACGAAAAAAUCGUCAUCGUCAAUAUCGUGUUCGUCCUCGCCGUCUGAAGGACCGGGUUCCUCCACGACGGCGAGGCGGAAAAGGAGAGAUAGCAACAAAAGCAGGAGUCAUUCGAUAUCUGUAGCCGUGGGUAAUCUGGGGUUAAAUACCACCGAUGAUGAUAAGUAUCUGAGUGAUAUAUUGAGUGAAAAGGUACUAUCAAGUCAUAGGGAGAAAAGAAGAGGACGUGUUGCUGUUUGGAGGCCUCAUUUAGAGAGCAUUAAUGAAACUCUUAGUGAAGCUGCUUCAAGUGAUCAAUAAUUCAUUCAUUAAUCCCAUAUCAUUUGCCAUUUGGUGUGUUCUUUUUUUUCUUUUCUUUUCUUUUGUUUUUCUGUUGGUUAUAUAAUACGGAUCGGAGUAAGUUUUUGAGUAAUAAUUAUCCAAUAGGAAAAAAAAGAAAAGGUAAAAAAAAAGGAAAGUUUGUUAUAAGAUGAUAAUUUAAUCAACAUUUUUGUGUAAAAAGUUAAUACUUCUAAGUUUUUAUUACGGUAAAUGUUAAUUACUUAAUUUUGUGUUAUA